Messenger RNA from Eubalaena glacialis (North Atlantic right whale), 1168 nucleotides. It is a transcript of the gene RNF224, whose product is annotated as ring finger protein 224. The record is from RefSeq and is a predicted model, not a curated record. Bases 155 to 625 code for a protein of 156 amino acids. Lineage: Eukaryota; Metazoa; Chordata; Mammalia; Artiodactyla; Balaenidae. The transcript has a single exon.
ACCCACCCUCCCGGGUCUGCAGAGGCCUGGGCUCCUGGGCUCCUGGGCUCCUGUCCUCCGGGGGGGCUUCUGGUGCUGAGGCCCCAACCAUGCAGGACAAGCAUGGGCAGCCUGGGAUGGGUAGGCUGCAGCCUCCCUGCAUGCCUCCCCCAGGAUGCUGCCGCCAGAGGGUCCCCGGGCCUCCGAAGAGGGCACAGCCGCUGGGCCCCAGCGAGGCGACUGCGUCAUCUGCUACUCGGCCUAUGACCUCACUGGGCACCUACCCCGCCGCCUCUACUGCGGCCACACCUUCUGCCAGGCGUGCGUGCGGCGGCUGGACACGCCAGCCCACGAGCAGCGCUGGAUCCCCUGCCCGCAGUGCCGCCAGAGCACACCCACGCCCCGCGGAGGGGUGGCCAUGCUGGACCUCGACCUGGCCGCCUUCCUGGCCGUCAGGGCUGAGCGGGAGCUGCCUCGCACAGAACCCCAGCCCCCCACGCCCCUCAAAGGCAGCACCGCCAUCACUCAGCAGCCGGCCAGGCUUUGCCCUGCCUUGGGCCCCCAGCCCCACUUCCCCCAGCCCAGAUGCUGCUGCUGGGGCUGCAGCGGCCUCUGCUGGGACCCCCCGGGCAGCCCCGAGGCCUGAGCUCCGGCCGGCCUACAGCACGCCUGCCCAGAACCUCUGGCACGCCUGCCCAGAACAGCCUGGCGGCAGAGUGUCCCGGGUGCCACUCCGCGUGUUCACCCCGGGGCCACAACCUAAGGUUGGGAGCUGUGUCCACAGUACCAUAAGCCCCUGUAGGAGCUGGAAUCCCAGCCAGGAUUCCCAGGCCCCGCGCUGGUCUGUGUGCAGGGGAGGGGUGCUGCUGUCAGAGUCGCCUGCAAGCCCAGCCCGGGUCCAGACCCGGCUCAGAGGGUGGCUCCUGAAAGGGUCUGGGGACCAGACCCCGGGGACUGGGCUGCAGGCCGGAGCGGCAGGGCCCGGCAGAAGCUGUUCCCGGUCCUGCUGGAGCAGGUCUCCCCUCCUCUACAGAACGGCUCAGAGGCGUGAGCCCGGAGGGAGGGAGUGCCUCUCCCUUCACCCCUGGCCUGUGAGGCAGCCCUGAGAUGUUCGGGAGCUGUUUGGGGAGGGUCCCCCGCAGGCACAGUCACUGCUGCCACAGGUGUCCAAGGAGGUCCAGGCCCGGGG